CUUACCUGGAGGCGUGCACGAUGAUCACCUUCAUGGUCAGCAUGUGGUACUUCCUCAUGGCCAUAUUCAACCUCGGCGAACCCCUCGCCAUGCUAUUGGCGGAUCCCGUCAUCAGCGGUUUCGUGACAGCCAGUGCUCUCCUUGUGGCCAACUCCCAGCUUUGGGAGGUCCGCGAUACCAUUAACUGGUGGUCGGUGACUAUGGGGGUGGGCUCGAUGCUGGUUUACUUUGCCCUGCGGCGGGGCAACGCGUACAUCAAGAGCAGGGGGGUGGCCGGCUUCUUCGUCCCCGAGGCCCUCACGGUGGUCAUCCUCUCCACCUUCGUGUCGUGGGCAUUCGACCUGGAAGGGACUCAAGACGUGGCCAUUGUGGGCACGAUCCCUCCGGGUCUCCCUGCUCCCAAGUUCCCUAGGCUGGACAAGCUCACCACCUUCGCCCAGGUGGAGGACAUGGCGGGCGUGGCCCUGGUGGCAGCGCUGGUUUCCUUCAUCAUCACGCACUCCAUCGCGAAGAGCCUUGCGGGGGCACAAGAGAUCAAGGCGACGCCGCAGCUGCUCGCCUUUGGAGUUGCCAAUCUCGCCGGGUCCAUCUUCUCCGCCCUGCCUGGUUCGGCGUCUCUCAGUCGAGCGGCCAUCAUCGACGCGCUCGGCGCCCGCACCAUCAUCCACAACGUCUUCACCUUCGUCCUCAUGACGCUGGUGCUGUUGUUCCUCAGCCCGCUUCUGAAGUUCCUCCCCACUUCGGUGCUGGCGGCGACAAUCUACGCCGUGAUCUACAAGUUUUUCCACUUCGACGAGCCUUUCAAGCUGUACCGCGUGGGAGUCUCGGACACCGUCAUGUGGCUGGCCACUUUCGCCGCCACCAUGCUGCUGAGCGUGAGGGACGGGAUAGUCGUGGGCAUGGCCGUCAGCGCCUUCACGCUGAUCCAAAGGUCAUCCUCUCCUUUGGUGAUGCACAUGGGCCUCCUUCCGGGAACCACUCUCUACCGGGACAUGAAGACCUACCCUGACGCGCAGCGCCAGCCCGGGGUGGAGGUGAUUCGCUUCGGCGCUUCCCUGACGUUCGCCAACAAGGACGUCUUCCGCCGUGCGGUGAUCAAGGUGGUGGAGAAGGCGGACGCCGAACGCCGCGUGGCGGAGUCGCAAGGCAAGCCGGCAAAGGUUGCUCUCCAGUACGUGAUUUUAGACAGCAGCAGCAUCCACGACCUCGACUCCAGCUCCUUGAAGACGCUGGAGGGACUCGUGGCUCUGCUGGUCGACAGAGAUCCUCCGAUAGAAAUGUUCCUCGCUCCCGUCAGCGACCCGCUCAUGGUGCAGGAAAGUUUUCGGGUGGUUCGCGAACUCAGCCCCAAGCAGCCAUUCCUCGCAAGGCUGGUAUUGUCAUUCACUGUCGAUGCUGUUGCUACUCCCGGUGACGGUGCGGCCGUUUAUGCCGUGUGUUUCCGCCGUUGCCACGGCCGCUCUAGAUUGGUGUCCGUUGUGUACGCACGUUCCACGGAAUCAUUCGUUCGUUAUAGCUCUGCCUCACAACACAGUCAGCCAGGAACAGGCAAGAAGAGAGGGGGUUGGUGGAGCCACGGAGUGAAGCGUAAGCUUAAGAAAACAGCGAUAGGAGCCUCCUCCAAAAUAUACCGCGAUGACUUCCACCCGAAACUUUUUUUUUUGUUUUUCAAGGAGUGCUGCUCUAAAUGCCAAUGCACCCCCGGCUUCAUUCUGCGCAAGUCCCCGCUGCUGUGCGCGACGCUAGGGCGGAGGUACUUCCUCUCGACCGCCACCGCCGUCACCUACGCGCUGCAGCAGGUCGCGGCAGGCCAGCUGGUUGCCUCCGCGAGCCUGUACCACAAGGUGAUGAGCUCGAUCAGCCUUGGCAACCUCGACGAGGGGGACCUGGGUGACAUCUAGCUAACUCACUCUUGUGGUGGAGUAUCAAGGUUCUGGACGACGCGUAUCGGGCUGGAACCUCUCUGAU
Messenger RNA from Ectocarpus sp. CCAP 1310/34, 1968 nucleotides. The record is from the annotation of a GenBank genome assembly. NCBI's taxonomy places the organism in Eukaryota, Phaeophyceae, Ectocarpales, Ectocarpaceae.